AUGGCGCUCCGGGGCGGACGGCGCUGCCUGCGCGUGCUCUUAGUGCUUCGCGGCGCGGCCCUGGGGCGCGGCGUCAGCUCGGGGCGGCGGGACGGCGGCGAGGCGCCGCAGCACCACGAGUUGCGGGCAGUCCUGAGGAAGAUCAUUGACAAGGAAAUUAAUCCCUUCGUGGACAAGUGGGAGGAAGAAGGACAAUUCCCAGCUCAUAAAGUAUUUAAAACCUUGGGUCAAGCUGGAUUCCUUGGCGUGGAUAAGCCAAAAGAAUACGGCGGCAUGGGCUUGGACUUCUCCUACAGAAUGGCAGUGGCCGAAGAGCUGGGACAUAUCCGCUGUGGAGCCAUUCCUAUGGCUGUUGGAGUGCAGCUUGGCAUGGCCACUCCUGCUCUUACAAGGUUUGGCUCUGAUGAGUUGAAAAAGGAGUUCCUUGUACCAACUAUCGCUGGAGAUUUUGUGGCUUGCUUGGGAAUCAGUGAAGCUGGAGCUGGGUCAGAUGUUGCAAGCAUCAAGACAACAGCAGUGAGGAAAGGCAAUGAAUACAUCAUCAAUGGCGGCAAGACGUGGACCACCUCCGGCUGCCAAGCGGACUGGAUGUGCCUGCUGGCAAACACCAGUGAAGGACCUCCUCAUCGAAACAAAUCCCUCAUAUGUCUGCCAAUGAAUCUGCCUGGGGUUCACGUUGCUAAAAAGAUAGACAAGUUGGGCAUGAGGUCAUCAGACACAGCUCAGAUCUUUUUUGAAGAUGUCAGAGUGCCCAGCAAAAACGUCAUCGGUGAGGAAGGGAAGGGCUUCACUUACCAGAUGUUGCAGUUCCAAGAAGAGAGGCUGUGGGCAGUAGCCUCUGUGCUGGUGUCCCUGGAAACUGUCAUCCAAGAGACCGUUGAGUACGGGCGGCAGCGGCAGGCAUUUGGCCGGCCGGUGCUGCACAACCAGGCUGUGCACUUCCGCCUGGCUGAGCUGGCCACCGAGGUGGAGCUGCUGCGCUCGCUGCUCUACCGCACCGUGGAUCUCUAUCUGGAAGGCAAUGAUGUGACAAAAUUUGCUUCCAUGGCUAAGCUGAAGGCAGGCCGCGUGUCUCGUGAAGUGACUGACAGCUGCCUCCAGUUCUGGGGAGGGAUGGGCUUCACCAAUGAGGUUCUGGUGAGCAGGUUUUACAGAGACAUGAGGCUGCUCUCCAUAGGCGGUGGUACAGAUGAAACCAUGCUUUCCAUCAUCUGCAAACACAUGGAAAUACUUCCCAGCAAGUGACUCCUCUCCACUCUGCAUGGAGAUUAAGCAAGCAAAGAUGCACAGUGAAGCCAUUACUGCUUUGGGGAGUCCAGUGAGCCAAACUAAGCACCCAGGAAAAAAAAAAGUCAGGCUAGAGCUACAAGAAAAUCAAGGCAGAUGCACAUUUUAGAGCAUCUGACAUGCCACUUCAGAAACAGAACAUUGCUGUGGGUGCUGCUCUUUUCACUGGUAGCUUCAUCCCACUUCAGUGGAGCUCUGCCUUCAAGAUCAGUAAUUAAGGUACAGAGUAUUCCCUGCUCUAUUCAGCUCCUGGAAGAGUGAUUUUGCUCUUAAUUCGAAGUCUCUUCUCCAUUUUUCACUUUUAGCCAGGAAUCAUCAAAAUCAGCUCUGGCAUCUUUGCCAGGUCCACAUCAACUUGCAGCACAGCUGUGGAUGUUUGGUGGCAGGAGUGGUUGUAGAAUUAUUCUGUAAGCAACAGUUUAAUAACAUCUGAAGCUUUUGGCAGCUGAACUUCACUAUGUCUUGUGUGUAAUUAUUAAAGAAUAUU
Molecule: messenger RNA, 1774 nt
Organism: Indicator indicator
Lineage: Eukaryota; Metazoa; Chordata; Aves; Piciformes; Indicatoridae
Product: probable acyl-CoA dehydrogenase 6
Exons: 10
Coding region: 1-1245 (414 amino acids)
Biological process (GO): fatty acid beta-oxidation using acyl-CoA dehydrogenase
Molecular function (GO): acyl-CoA dehydrogenase activity; flavin adenine dinucleotide binding
Source: RefSeq, a predicted model, not a curated record